AUGACACUCGCAGAGUUUUUUAGUUGUACUCUACUUGCUUUCGGUCCACCGUUGGCAAUGUUCGCAAUGACCAUAGCUAAAGAUCCAGUAAGAAUAAUAAUCAUGAUAGCAGCAGCCUUUUUCUGGCUUCUAUCGUUUUUAGUAUCCUCUUUGGUUUGGUUCAUAGUUGUCCCACUUCGAAGCUAUUUAGCUUUUGGUAUGGUGUUCGCGGUUGCUUUUCAGGAAAUUUUCAGAUACUUCAUAUACUUGUUACUUAGAAAAACCGAGGCAGGUCUCAAAGAAAUAUCAGAUAAUAAUGAAAUAAGUAGUCACAAAUUAGAGAUGGCCUAUGUUUCUGGCCUAGGAUUUGGUAGUAUGAGUGGAGCAUUUGCCUUGGUUAAUGUUCUAGCAGAUUCUGUUGGACCAGGCACUCUAGGUCUUCAAAAUGGAACUGAGUUCUUCUUUGUCUCAAGCGCAGCUAUGACUCUCUGUAUGAUUCUUCUUAAUACAUUUUGGAGUGUUAUUUUCUUCAAUGGAAUGGAUGAAAAGAACUACAAGAAGAUAUUUUGGGUUGUUGGUUCACACUUUUUAGUAUCUGGCAUAAGUUUAAUGAACACAAAAGGGCUAUAUGUAUUUACCAUUUUACCUUCUUAUAUAAUUUUAGUAAUUACAGCAAUAACAGCAUUUAAGUGUGCUGGAGGAAACAUUGCUUCUGUAUUAAAUUCUUGUUUUUCCAAGGCCUAA
Molecule: messenger RNA, 723 nt
Organism: Pieris macdunnoughi
Lineage: Eukaryota; Metazoa; Arthropoda; Insecta; Lepidoptera; Pieridae
Source: the annotation of a GenBank genome assembly